GUUUUUGGUGCACUAGCAUCUGAACCAUUUAAAGUGAGUGAUGGCUUUUAUGGGACUGGAGAGACCUUUAUGUUCACUUUUUCUCCAGAUUUUGAGGUUUUCAAAUGGACAGGAGACAACAUGUUCUUCAUUAAAGGAGACAUGGACUCCCUUGCUUUUGGUGGAGGAGGGGGAGAGUUUGCUCUUUGGCUCGAUGGUGAUCUCUACCAUGGAAGAAGUCAUUCAUGUAAAACAUUUGGGAAUCAUACACUUUCUAAGCGAGAAGAUUUCAUUAUUCAAGACAUAGAAAUCUGGGGUUUUGAAUGAGGAUUUAACUAUUUCUACAGGGUAUUGUCCCAAACCUGACAAGAAUCAGUGCAGCUCAAAAAUCCCUGGGAGCAAUAUAAUGCACCGUUUACCUUUUUGAUUUU
Molecule: messenger RNA, 410 nt
Organism: Pelecanus crispus (Dalmatian pelican)
Lineage: Eukaryota; Metazoa; Chordata; Aves; Pelecaniformes; Pelecanidae
Source: RefSeq, a predicted model, not a curated record